Microdochium trichocladiopsis is the source of this 1016-nucleotide messenger RNA. RefSeq lists its product as uncharacterized. The transcript has a single exon. Lineage: Eukaryota; Fungi; Ascomycota; Sordariomycetes; Xylariales; Microdochiaceae. The record is from RefSeq and is a predicted model, not a curated record. Bases 246 to 683 code for a protein of 145 amino acids.
GUGCCAUUCAUCCUCCCGUGGCAACUCCCGUGUAACUCCCGUGUAACUCCCGUGCCCCCUGUGUAAAACAGCUUGGAGACGUCACAAUUAGGUCACUCACAUUGAUCAGACAUAACAUUUCUCCAUUCUCGGCUCUCCACCUUAAAAAGAGCAUCGUUUUAAACCACGACUCUCGCAGCGUACAAGUCGCCACUUCAAAAACAAAAAGAAAAAAGUAAGAGAUAGAAAAGUGUCCAGUCGCAACAAUGGCCGGCAAGGACAACGAGACCCUCCGCGAAAAGGCGGCCAAGAAACUGCACGGCCCCGGCGCGAACCCGAGCCAGCUCGGCGACCCGAUCAGCCUCAAGAGCGAGACGAGCGAGCGCAUCCCGAAGCCCGAGGAGGCUGGCGCGCACGGGCAGAAGGACGGCAACAACAAGGACGGCUCGCCGUAUGCGCCGCCCGUUGCUCCGCCGCCGCCCACCCAUGAUGCGAAUUGGGACUCGAACACGCCUUCGAAGCAGCGCGAGCUGGAGAACAAGAAGAAGUUGGAGGACAACAAAGCCGGCGGUAGUGGCGGGAAGGCGGCCAAGAAGGGCGGCGAUCCGGCUAGUCUGAAGAAAGAGAUCAGUCAGAAGGCACCGACACCGACGGAGGAGGGUGCCAGUCCUGGGGCGAAGAAGGGCAGGGAGUCGAAGCUUUGAUUUCACUUUGCCUUUUGCUUUGACCUGGGGCUGUCGAAUUUCGUGUUCGCGGUAUCAUGAUAUCAUUAUUGUCCCAGCUGGAGAUGUGCCUUGCAAGGCCUGAGAUGGGAGCCGAACACGUUAUGCUCAUGGAGAUAGGCGCGCAGUCGGAUUCAUGAGCUUCUCAUUCACGUUCACAGAUCAACGAUCAUCCGACCAGUGUAAGUUAAAAGGACAUAGUGCUUGUCGUCAAUUUUCAAGCUGGCAUGACAACUAGAGUAGCAUGGGAAGACUUCUCAAGAUUCUGGAGAGGCUUAACCCUCGGUCCUUGAUAAUGUAUGCCAUUCCUUCCUG